This is a messenger RNA of Aspergillus welwitschiae, 936 nucleotides long. Its product is annotated as dual specificity protein phosphatase family protein. The transcript has a single exon. Gene Ontology annotation, biological process: regulation of ERK1 and ERK2 cascade; dephosphorylation; negative regulation of protein binding. NCBI's taxonomy places the organism in Eukaryota, Fungi, Ascomycota, Eurotiomycetes, Eurotiales, Aspergillaceae. The record is from RefSeq and is a predicted model, not a curated record. Bases 1 to 936 code for a protein of 311 amino acids. Gene Ontology annotation, molecular function: F-box domain binding; protein tyrosine/serine/threonine phosphatase activity. Gene Ontology annotation, cellular component: cytoplasm; nucleoplasm.
AUGGCUCAACCAUGUCAUCCGGCGGAGCUUCCCAUGUCCCAUAGCGCCAACGCCCAGUACACUGCAACUCAAGAGUACAGCUCGGGGAAAUCCCACCUGCAGCCUUCAGUAUACACGUGGUCGACUCUCGAGGAUGUGAACUCACACCAUUGUGACUCUGAUAACCCUGCUGUGCAUCAAUUCCCAGAGGGGGAGUUUGUUCCGUCUGGUUUCUUUGACAAGGUCAACAUAAGUCUCUUCAAAAAUACAAACUCUCCAGGUGGCGAUUGGAGAUACGAGAAGCGCAGACAGGUCCAUCAAAUACUUCCCUUCCUACACCUGGGACCCUGGAGUUGCCUCGCGGACAGAGGUUGGCUUAAUCAGGAGGGAUUCACCCUGCUCCUAGGCAUCCGACAUAGUCGAUUGGCCAAGGCAGGUCUUCUCUCCGGCAGCAAGGCAGCCGCGGCGCUUGAUAUAAUGACAACUUCUGUUGAUUAUCGAGACAAUCAAGAACUCAUUGGCAUGCUUCCUAGUGUAAUUCGCUGCAUCAACGAACACAUCGCUUCCUCGGCUCCCCUUGGCCUGAGCCAGAGCACCGAGAAGAAGGUUCUCGUAUUUUGUGAAACAGGCAACCAUUCGUCGGCUGUGGUGGUGAUGGCCUAUUUGAUGGUGAUGCUCAAUAUCAGUCCAAUGAAGGCCAUGGACCUGGUCCAGUCGCAGCGAUUAAGCAUAAUCGUGGACGAGCCGGCGUCGCAGUUACUGUUGGCAUUUGAGGCCAUCAUCAUGGCCAAACGGGAUGUCGAAAGAGUGCGCCGAGCCAGCAUCUUGGAUACAUCGUCUUCCUCGAAGAAGCGAACCAAUAGCCAAGAUACCGAUGACAUGGAUAUUGAUGAGAUUGGGACUUUGGACCCGGAGAGAAAGCCGUUGGCACCGUUUCAGGAUCGUUCGGCCGACUGA